AUACAGAGAAGUUGGUAGAGGAAAUUCGAGGGACACACACAGAGAUCAACAAUGGGGAAAGAUCUGAGCCAUGACCAAGUCUCAUCGAUGAAAGAAGCUUUCACGCUCUUCGACACCGACGGCGACGGCAAAAUCGCCCCGUCCGAACUCGGUAUCCUCAUGCGUUCUCUCGGUGGCAACCCGACCCAAGCCUUGCUCAAGUCGAUAAUCGCCGAGGAGAACCUGACCUCGUCUUUCGAUUUCAAUCGAUUUCUCGAUCUCAUGUCAAAGCACCUCAAGCCUGAGCCGUUCGAUCGACUGCUCCGCGACGCGUUCAAGGUUUUGGACAAGGACGGGACUGGGUACGUCGGCGUUUCGGAUCUCAGGCACAUUUUGACCUCUAUUGGGGAGAAGCUGGAUCCUGCGGAGUUUGAUGAGUGGAUCCGGGAGGUGGAUGUUGGGUCCGAUGGGAAGAUCCGGUAUGAGGAGUUUAUUGCCAGGAUGGUCGCUAAGUGAUGUGAUGUUGUGUUGGCUGUAUUGUUCGUGCGCAUGAAGAGAGGGGGCCUGCAUUUUCCUUUCCUCUUGUAGUCAGAACUUUUUUUUAAAAAAAAAUUGGAAAUCUUCUUUUUCAUUAUAAUUUUUCAGUUUUCAGUUGCUUGCUGUUGAUGAACAAUUUGUAUAGUACUCAAUGUUUUGUGUUUGUUGAAUUUUCUGUUGUGACAGUGUAGUUCAGUGGGAACUUGCCUCCUCCCCCGCCACCCCCUUCUCUGUAAAAUAUUUCAGGGCUAAACCAGCAUUGAACUCGAUCGUUUUCUUUUCUUGCUUGCAGAUACAGCUAUUACAGGUCUAAACCUUAAAGAAUGGACUUGCUGAUACCAUUGGGUUUAUCCCUCAGGUUUAAACUGGCUGAUCUGCAGGCUAAUUUAAUUUGAGACAUGGACUUCAUCUCCUGUUGGGAGGAUCUUUUCGGUCUUUGACAAACUUUUCAAUUGCUCUAAGCAUUUCAAUCAGUCAAGGGUCCGGGAGGGAAAUUCUAACAUGCUAUUGCUGUGGCUAAGUUAGCAUUUUUGGUCUUAAGCAAAUCAGUCUUACCCAGUCGUCUCUGCCCCUCUCUCUCUUGGUUUUGCAUUGAAAAUGAUGGGGUUUAUGCGUGCUUGUUGUUUGGAUGCACUCAAUGGCAAGCUGAAUUGGAAGGAAGCUGGAGACAUUCUUCUCGUCCUCGAAUAAGCACCACCUUUAUCAGCAAUUCUAGUGCCUAAUCAAAAGUAUAUCCUUAUUGAUUUUCCUUAUAUGAAGUGCCAUCAGUUUAAGUUCACUUCAUUCAACAUUAAAUCAUGGGGUCUCAUUAUGAAUUCCCGUGAAGUGUGGAUUCAAUAAAUUUAACGAUAGAUACUUGAACAUAACUGAAAUUGACGGCUUUUGAAAUUGAAAUUUUUGUAUACACAAAUUAGAAAAUUGUUGUGCAAGCAUUCUUUGUUGGUUGGCCUAUUUCCCUGGAAAAUGAAUGUCCAGUGUUCCCC
This is a messenger RNA of Ilex paraguariensis (yerba mate), 1499 nucleotides long. NCBI's taxonomy places the organism in Eukaryota, Viridiplantae, Streptophyta, Magnoliopsida, Aquifoliales, Aquifoliaceae. The record is from the annotation of a GenBank genome assembly.